AUGAAGAAAGAGAGAGAGAGUACGGUGACUGAAUUUGUUUUGCUGGGCCUCUCUCCAUCUUGGGAAAUGCAGCUGUUCUUGUUUAUCUUCUUCUUCCUGCUUUAUGCAGUAACGCUGUUCAGCAACUUCCUCAUCCUCCUGGUGAUUUCAAAGAAUCACCACCUUUUCAACUCACCCAUGUUCUUUCUGUUGAGUCAUCUGGCUUUCCUAGAUAUCUGCCUGGCUUCCUUUGCAACCCCCAGGGCUCUCCUUGGUUUCCUUACCCAGCAUCAAGCCAUCUCCUUCCCGAGCUGCAUGACACAAAUCUUCUUCCUUCACCUCUUUUCAGGCAGUGAAAUGCUUUUGCUAACAGCUAUGGCCUAUGAUCGAUACGUGGCCAUCUGUCACCCUCUCCACUAUACCUCAUUCAUGAGCCGGUGCCACUGCAUGGGGUUUGUGGCAGCCUCUUGGGCUGGUGGGCUCCUCCACACCAGUGUGCAGUUGAGCUUCACUGUAAAUUUGCCAUUCUGUGGACCCAAUCAGAUAGACAACUUCUUCUGCGAUAUCCCCUUGGUCAUCAGGUUAGCUUGUGUGGACCCGUAUCCCUUAGAGGUCAUGAUGGUGACCAACAGUGGCAUCUUAUCAUUGGUGUGCUUUGUGGCAUUGCUUGUCUCCUAUGGACUCAUAAUGUACACAGUUCGUUCCAGACACCCCUCUGAGGGGUCCUCUAAGGCUUUCUCCACAUGUACUUCACACCUCAUAGUGCUCACCAUGUACUUUGGACCUUGCAUAUUCAUUUACUUGCGCCCACAUGCCCGUUUCAUCUUUGACAAAGUGAUCUCCAUCUUCUAUACAACAGUUACCCCUUUUCUCAAUCCUGCUAUCUAUGCUCUGAAGAAUAAGGAGAUGAAGGCUGCAAUGGGAAAGUUGGUGGUAAGACAUUCAGGACAGGUCUCUGCACAAGUUCAUGCUAAUCCAGCAGGAAAACUUUCCUGGUGGAGACACAAGAGGAAUUGGUGUCCACGCAGGUCCGUCUUGAACUCAGUGUCAUUGUUACAAAUUGUAUAA
Python bivittatus (Burmese python) is the source of this 1047-nucleotide messenger RNA. RefSeq names its product olfactory receptor 4K1-like. Gene Ontology annotation, cellular component: membrane. The record is from RefSeq and is a predicted model, not a curated record. Gene Ontology annotation, molecular function: G protein-coupled receptor activity; olfactory receptor activity. Gene Ontology annotation, biological process: G protein-coupled receptor signaling pathway. NCBI's taxonomy places the organism in Eukaryota, Metazoa, Chordata, Lepidosauria, Squamata, Pythonidae.